Messenger RNA from Bufo gargarizans (Asiatic toad), 6128 nucleotides. Its product is annotated as sodium channel protein type 2 subunit alpha-like. Gene Ontology annotation, molecular function: voltage-gated sodium channel activity; protein binding. Gene Ontology annotation, cellular component: voltage-gated sodium channel complex; plasma membrane; axon. The record is from RefSeq and is a predicted model, not a curated record. Gene Ontology annotation, biological process: membrane depolarization during action potential; neuronal action potential; sodium ion transmembrane transport. Lineage: Eukaryota; Metazoa; Chordata; Amphibia; Anura; Bufonidae. The transcript has 26 exons. Bases 1 to 6063 code for a protein of 2020 amino acids.
AUGGAACAGCCACUUUUACCCCCACCAGGACCUGACAGCCUUCGCCUGUUCACUAGAGAAUCUCUUGCAGCUAUCGAAAAGCGCAUUGCAGAAGAAAAAGCUAAGAAACCAGCAAAGGAUCGUAGAGAUGAUGACGAUGAAAAUGGGCCCAAGCCAAAUUCGGACUUGGAAGCAGGCAAAUCCUUGCCUUUUAUAUAUGGAGACAUACCUUCAGGAAUGGUGUCCGAACCAAUGGAGGACAUUGACCCGUAUUACAGUAACAAACAGACCUUUAUAGUAUUGAACAGAGGGAAGGCAAUCUUCCGCUUCAGUGCCACGUCUGCCUUGUACAUUUUAACUCCCUUCAACCCUAUUAGAAGAUAUUCAAUAAAGAUUUUGGUACAUUCAUUAUUCAGCAUGCUCAUAAUGUGCACUAUUUUGACCAACUGCGUAUUCAUGACCAUGAGUAGUCCCCCGGAGUGGACCAAGAAUGUAGAAUAUACCUUCACUGGGAUUUAUACCUUUGAAUCGCUAGUAAAAAUUCUGGCGCGAGGAUUUUGCUUAGAAGGUUUCACUUUUCUGCGGGACCCAUGGAACUGGCUCGACUUCAGCGUCAUUGUCAUGGCGUAUGUAACAGAAUUUGUAAACCUAGGCAAUGUUUCAGCUCUUCGAACUUUCAGAGUAUUAAGAGCUUUGAAAACUAUUUCUGUAAUCCCAGGCCUAAAGACCAUUGUGGGGGCCCUGAUUCAGUCUGUGAAGAAGCUUUCAGAUGUAAUGAUCCUCACAGUGUUUUGUCUGAGUGUGUUUGCACUAAUAGGACUGCAACUUUUUAUGGGACACUUAAGAAAUAAGUGUGUUAGGUGGCCCCCAGAUUAUGAAGCAAAUAUUACCUCUUACUUUAAUGCUACUGCUGGCAUGAAUGGCUCCUAUAUAAACUUAACUGCAAACCCAUUUGACAAAGAAGAAUACAUUUUAAAUGAAAGAAAUUAUUACUUUUUUCCUGGGCAGAGGGACGCCCUUCUUUGUGGAAACAGUACAGAUGCUGGCCAAUGUCCAAAGGGGUUUGUAUGUUUGAAAACUGGUAGGAACCCAAACUAUGGCUACACAAGCUUUGAUACCUUCAGCUGGGCCUUCCUGUCUCUAUUUCGACUAAUGACGCAGGACUACUGGGAGAAUCUUUACCAACUGACCCUACGAGCUUCCGGGAAAACCUACAUGAUCUUCUUCGUAUUGGUGAUCUUCUUGGGCUCCUUCUAUUUGGUGAACUUGAUCCUGGCCGUAGUUGCCAUGGCUUAUGAAGAGCAGAACCAGGCCACUCUAGAAGAAGCUGAGCAGAAGGAAGCAGAAUUUCAGCAGAUGAUAGAGCAGCUGAGAAAACAUCAGGAAGACAUACAGGCAGCAGCAGUAGCAGCUCAAGAGGCAGCCCUCGGCUCCAGAGAGUUUAGUGGUGGAACAGGUUAUGGUGGACUCUCCGAGAGUUCAUCCGAAGCGUCAAAGUUAAGUUCAAAAAGUACCAGGUUAAGCUCAAAAAGUGCCAAGGAAAGAAGAAACAGAAGAAAGAAACGGCAUCAAAAAGAGAAAGGGGACGGAGACGAGAAAUGUGACGAUGAAAAGUUUCAUAAAUCCACAUCAGAAAGCAACCUGAAAAAGUUCCUCUAUGAUGGAAUUAGAUUGACGAAGACCUCAUCACCCCAUGAGUCUCUGCUGGAUGUCCGCAAUGAUGUCACACCAAGGCGCAACAGCAGGACCAGCAUGUUCAGCAUGUUCCUAGGCCGUGGGAAAGAUGUGGCAUCAGAAAACGACUUUGCAGAUGAUGAACACAGCACAUUUGAGGACAAUGAGAGUAGACGAGGAUCCUUGUUUGUACCUCACAGACAAAGACGAGGAAGUAACUUCAGUCAAGCUAGCAAGGCUUCCAGAACCCUACCAGUCGUUCCAGUGAAUGGCAAGAUGCACAGCACCGUGGACUGCAAUGGAGUGGUCUCCCUGUUCGGUGGUCCAUCUGCUCCAACAUCGCCUGCUGGACUACUACUGCCAGAGGUGAUAAUAGAUAAACCAGCUUCUGAUGACAAUGGUACAAACACAGAUAAUGAUUUUAGGAAAAGAAGAUUAAGCUCAUAUCAUGUUUCCAUGGACUUGUUGGAAGAUCCUAUAUUGAGACAACGGGCUCUGAGUAUAGCCAGUAAUCUCACCAACACAAUGGAAGAGUUGGAGGAAUCCAGACAAAAAUGCCCACCAUGUUGGAACAAAUUUGCCAACACAUAUUUGAUCUGGGACUGCUGUGACGUAUGGCUGAAAAUAAAGAAUGUACUCAAUAUAAUAGUCAUGGACCCAUUUGUUGACCUCACAAUUACGAUCUGCAUUGUUUUAAAUACAUUAUUUAUGGCAAUGGAACAUUAUCCCAUAACUGAUGAAUUUAAUAGGGUGCUCAAUGUUGGAAAUUUGGUCUUCACGGGUAUUUUUACAGCAGAGAUGAUAUUUAAGUUGAUCGCCCUUGAUCCGUAUUAUUAUUUCCAAGUCGGAUGGAACAUAUUUGAUAGUAUUAUAGUCAGUCUCAGUUUGAUGGAACUCGGCCUUUCGAAUGUGGAAGGGUUGUCCGUUCUCAGAUCAUUCAGAUUGCUUCGUGUCUUCAAAUUAGCAAAAUCGUGGCCUACCCUCAACAUGCUGAUCAAGAUCAUCGGUAACUCGGUGGGAGCUUUGGGAAACCUGACCUUGGUGUUGGCCAUCAUAGUGUUCAUCUUUGCCGUGGUCGGUAUGCAGCUGUUUGGUAAAAGCUACAAGGAAUGUGUCUGUAAGAUUGCACCUUCUUGUACCCUUCCUCGUUGGCACAUGAAUGACUUCUUCCACUCCUUCCUGAUUGUCUUCCGAGUGCUAUGUGGAGAAUGGAUCGAGACCAUGUGGGACUGUAUGGAGGUGGCAGGACAAUCUAUGUGUUUAACAGUGUUCAUGAUGGUGAUGGUUAUCGGAAAUUUAGUGGUGUUAAACCUGUUCUUAGCUUUGCUGCUGAGCUCAUUUAGUUCUGACAAUCUUUCUGCCACAGACGAGGAUAAUGAAAUGAAUAAUCUACAAAUUGCCGUGGCCAGAAUGCACAUUGGGAUAGCUCACGUGAAGAAGAGCGCACGGGAGUUUAUCCAGAACGCAUUUGUCAAGAAGAAGAAAGAAUUAGAGGAAAAUAAACCUCUGGAAGACAUGCAAAACCAGAAAGACAGCUGCAUAUCCAACCACACCACUGUGGAACUCGGCAAAGAGUUUGAGUACCUGAAAGAUGGGAAUGGGACUACUGCCACAAGUGGAAUCGGUAGCAGUGUUGAAAAAUACAUAAUUGAUGAAAGUGAUUACAUGUCUUUUAUACAUAACCCCAGUCUCACCGUCACCGUACCUAUUGCUGUUGGAGAAUCUGAUUUUGAAAAUCUAAAUACAGAGGAAUUUAGCAGUGAGUCCGAUCUUGAUGAGAGCAAAGAGAAAUUGACCCUAUCAAGCUCGUCAGAAGGCAGCACUGUUGACAUAGGACCAGCAGGGGAAGGAGAACCCGUAGCUUUAGUAGAACAGGAGGAAGUCAUGGAACCAGAGGCUUGCUUUACAGAAGGGUGUAUAAGAAGGUUCCCAGUGUGUGAUGUCAGUACAUUAGAAGGUAAAGGAAAGCACUGGUGGAAUCUCAGGAAAACAUGUUUCCGGAUUGUCGAGCACAACUGGUUUGAGACUUUCAUUAUCUUCAUGAUUUUACUUAGCAGCGGGGCUCUGGCUUUUGAAGACAUUUACAUUGAACAGCGGAAAACAAUUAAGACAAUGCUGGAAUAUGCUGAUAAAGUGUUCACAUACAUCUUUAUUCUGGAGAUGCUUCUGAAAUGGGUGGCCUAUGGGUUUGCCAAAUAUUUCACUAAUGCCUGGUGCUGGCUGGACUUCUUGAUUGUUGAUGUAUCUUUGGUUAGCUUAAUAGCUAAUGCCUUGGGCUACUCAGAAUUAGGGGCUAUUAAGUCCCUUAGGACACUAAGGGCAUUGAGACCUCUGAGGGCCUUGUCACGGUUUGAAGGGAUGAGGGUGGUUGUUAAUGCCCUUAUAGGCGCAAUUCCUUCCAUCAUGAACGUCCUGCUGGUUUGUCUAAUUUUUUGGCUAAUUUUCAGCAUUAUGGGAGUGAACAUGUUUUCCGGAAAAUAUGGCUACUGUAUCAAUGUCACUACAGACGAAUACUUUUCAAUUGACAUAGUUAAUAAUAAAACAGAUUGUUUGACACUUAUAGCCCAAAAUGAGUCUGCGAGAUGGAAAAAUGUCAAAGUGAACUUUGACAAUGUUGGCUUUGGUUACCUGUCAUUGCUUCAAGUGGCAACAUUUAAAGGGUGGAUGGACAUUAUGUAUGCUGCGGUUGAUUCACGAAAGGUACAGGAACAACCAAAGUACGAAGACAAUCUGUACAUGUAUCUUUACUUUGUUAUUUUUAUCAUCUUUGGAUCCUUCUUCACACUCAACCUCUUUAUUGGUGUCAUCAUUGAUAAUUUUAAUCAACAGAAAAAGAAGAUUGGAGGUCAGGAUAUCUUCAUGACAGAGGAACAAAAGAAAUAUUAUAAUGCAAUGAAAAAGCUAGGAUCAAAAAAACCACAAAAGCCUGUUCCAAGGCCUCAGAACAAGUUUCAAGGUGCAGUCUUCGACUUUGUGUCCAUGCAACCAUUUGACAUCACCAUCAUGGUUCUUAUCUGCUUAAACAUGGUAACGAUGAUGAUUGAAACUGAUGACCAAAGUCAAGAAAAGGAGAACAACCUGUACUGGAUUAAUGCAGUCUUCAUUGUGCUUUUUACUGGAGAAUGUAUACUGAAGCUUGUUUCUCUGAGGCAUUAUUACUUCACAAUGGGGUGGAACAUAUUUGAUUUUGUGGUUGUCAUUCUAUCUAUUGUAGGAAUGUUUUUGGCUGAUCUAAUAGAGAAAUAUUUUGUGUCACCCACCCUGUUCAGGGUCAUAAGACUCGCCAGAAUAGGUCGCAUCCUACGUCUUAUUAAAGGAGCAAAGGGAAUUCGUACUUUGCUUUUCGCAUUGAUGAUGUCACUUCCUGCAUUAUUCAAUAUAGGUUUAUUGCUUUUCCUCGUUAUGUUCAUUUAUGCCAUCUUUGGAAUGUCCAACUUUGCUUAUGUGAAGAAAGAAGCUGGAAUUGAUGAUAUGUUCAAUUUCGAAACCUUUGGCAACAGCAUGAUUUGCUUAUUUAUGAUCACAACUUCAGCUGGGUGGGAUGGUCUCUUGGCACCAAUUCUUAACAGUAAAUCGCCAGACUGUGACCCUAAUGCAGAACAUCCCGGGAGUUCUGUCAGAGGUGAUUGUGGUAACCCCUCUGUUGGGAUUUUCUUCUUUGUAAGUUACAUCAUCAUAUCAUUUUUAGUUGUAGUCAACAUGUACAUUGCUGUCAUUUUGGAGAAUUUUGGUGUUGCUACCGAGGAAAGUGCAGAACCUCUAGGGGAGGAUGACUUUGAGAUGUUCUACGAAGUGUGGGAAAAGUUUGAUUCAGAUGCGACACAGUUUAUUCAAUAUAGUAAAUUAACUGACUUUGCGGAUGCACUGGAUCCACCUCUUCGUAUACCAAAACCAAACUAUGUUCAACUUAUUGCAAUGGAUCUGCCCAUGGUAAGCGGUGACAGAAUUCAUUGCCUUGACAUCCUUUUCGCCUUCACAAAGCGUGUGUUGGGUGAAGGAGAUGAAAUGGAUAAUCUCAGACAACCAAUGGAAGAAAGGUUCAUGGCCUCCAACCCUUCCAAAGCCUCUUAUGAACCAAUUACAUCUACAUUACGUAGAAAACAAGAGGAACAGUCUGCCGUUAUUAUCCAACGAGCUUUCCGAUGUUACCUUCUGAAGAAAUCCAUUAAACGUGCUUCCUUUCUGUACAAUCAAGAGAAGGGCAAAGAUGGAGAUAGUCUAAUAACACGAAAAGACAUUUUGAGUGACCGACUAAAUGGAAAUUCCACCACAGAUAAAGUAGACAUCACUCCCUCAACAACCUCUCCCCCAUCCUAUGACAGUGUUACCAAACCAGACAAAGAAAAACACGAAAAAGACAAAAUAGAGAAAGAAGACCGGGGGAAAGACAUCAGGGAGCGUAAAAAGUAAUUUUUAUGUGGCAAACUGUUUACAGCCUGUGAACAUUCUUGAUGUCAGCAGGACUCCUUUCAGAG